AUGGGAAAACUCGCCAUGCUUCAUCUAAACGGCAGCACGCUCGAAGGCGGAGGCCAGCUCGUACGCAUCGCGGCCGCUUUAUCGGCCUUGACCGGGCAGCCACUGAGCAUCAGCCGCAUACGCGGGAACCGAAGUGGCUCCAAGGGGCUAAAGGGCUCACACUGCGCUGCUAUAGAAUUUUUACUUGAUGUCUGCGGAGGCACCGCAUUGGGAAACCAGGUUGGGCAUCACGAAAUCACCAUAUAUCCAAGGGGGCAGGAGGUUGGGAGCCGUCUGCAGAGCAAGGGGGAAGAAGGCAGAUAUGCAGAUUCAGACAUGGAGCAGACGGCUGCAUCAUUACGGCAACUAUCACUGGGUUCUAUGUACUCGUCACCGCGCGUCAAGGUUAAACCAGAAUAUGACAUACGUCUAUCAACUCCAGGCUCGGUCUCUCUGAUAUUCCAGGCUCUCUACCCAUUUCUGCUAUUCGCCGGUGCAUGCACACCGAUAAUAGAAGCCGGUGCUGGUAUUUCAGACACGGCACGGGAGCAUCCAAAAGAAAUACAGCUAAAUAUCACAGGCGGGACGCAUGUGUCAUUCUCCCCGUCGUACGAUUAUAUAUCUCAAGUGCUGGCUCCAAACUUUGCGAAGUUAGGCCUCCCCCCUUUAUCUAUGCAGCUGAAGAAACGCGGAUGGGCCAGCGGCCAAUGGGCGGAAUUGGGGACAGUGUCUUUCGUUAUUUCACCCCUGCCGGCAAAUGGGACACCUAGGUCGGACACCAUCUUGUCACCGUCGCACGACAGUGGCAGAGCUCAGGCCGAAACGCCCCCUGUAAUAUUUCCAAGCAUCGAUCUGGAAACGUUUGACAAAGGAUUUAUCACGCAGAUAGAUGUGACAAUCCUCGCUCCCGAUACCCUUGCACAGAAGCUUCUAAAGGAACUUUCUGCGAAAUCGGCCAAGGGCCGCAACAGGGACAAGAAACUGCGGAAAAAAGGAGUCCUUAGCCAUGACGCAUUCGGUGACCGAAAUCCGUAUGGAGAGCAGGUAAAUUCGGAGGAAGGGAACGAGCAUCUUGACAAUGCCGGGGACCAAGAAACGGAUAUGGGGGAUGCUUGUAACAUGGAGCAAGGACCACCACGAACUGCUCGAGAAUUCAUCAAGCUAGAAAUCAUGAGGACGUUAUCCAGAGAACUUAGUCGCCAGGUCACCGGGGAACAAGGUGUGGUACCAGCCACACAAAAGAUCGACGAUGCAGAGCUCGAUGAGGUGCAGUCACAUCAUAUUAAUAUUGGUGACGUGGUUAUUAAUCUGCAUACAUCAGAGGCAACGUCCCACUACUCACAGACCUACAUUCUUCUAGUCGCCCACACGUCGACCGGGUUCCGGCUUGGGAGAGACGCACUCUAUUCGUCAUUCCAUAAUGGACCAAGCAAGAGGGAUUAUAAACAAGGGAAGCCCAAGAAGGGGUCUACUGCCAGAUCCAGCGCAGGAAGCGGGAACAUUCUUCUGAGAAUGAAAGGCAUGAUUGAUCAAUGUGUGACAGACCUAAUGGAUGAAUUUGAAAGCCAUCCAGGAGAUCAGGGGCAGGACAGACAGAUAAUCAUACCGAAGAAGGCAGUUGAUGUAUAUAUGAGGGAUCAGCUCGUUGUAUUUGAAGCGCUUGGGAGAUUGACCCAUCCCCAUCCCCAUCUAUCGGCGGGCGGGGAGCCGCGGGAAGAGGAGGGAGUUAGCCUCCAUACGCGCACCGCAAAGUGGGUAUGCGAACAGAUACUUGGGUGUCCAUGA
Messenger RNA from Nannizzia gypsea CBS 118893, 1764 nucleotides. Its product is annotated as RNA 3'-terminal phosphate cyclase. The record is from RefSeq and is a predicted model, not a curated record. The transcript has a single exon. The coding region runs from base 1 to 1764 and encodes 587 amino acids. Gene Ontology annotation, molecular function: RNA-3'-phosphate cyclase activity. Gene Ontology annotation, cellular component: nucleus. NCBI's taxonomy places the organism in Eukaryota, Fungi, Ascomycota, Eurotiomycetes, Onygenales, Arthrodermataceae. Gene Ontology annotation, biological process: RNA processing.